Calidris pugnax (ruff) is the source of this 427-nucleotide messenger RNA. Its product is annotated as lymphocyte antigen 6E-like. The record is from RefSeq and is a predicted model, not a curated record. The coding region runs from base 48 to 368 and encodes 106 amino acids. The transcript is spliced from 2 exons. NCBI's taxonomy places the organism in Eukaryota, Metazoa, Chordata, Aves, Charadriiformes, Scolopacidae. Gene Ontology annotation, molecular function: acetylcholine receptor inhibitor activity.
UUUUCUUUCUUUUCUUUUUUUUUUUUUUCCACCCAGCUUACCCAUUUAUGUGCUAUGUCUGCCAAGAACAGGAGUCCAACAAGAACUGUUUGACCAUUUCCAUGUGUGCAGAGAAAGACAAAUACUGCGUGACUGUCCGUAAUUAUGCUGGAACAGAGCCCAACAAGCCUAAAUACGUCAUCUCUAAGAUGUGCUCUCCAACAUGUCCAUCAAGAAGCCAGCAACAAAACCAAACCUACCAGAGGGUUUAUUGCUGUGAGAAGCCAUUGUGCAACGUGAAUGGAGUCAACAGCAAGCACAGCAGCUACGGAGUGAUGUCCCUGGGUGUCCUAACCGCUACCGCUUACAUCUUUGCCUGUGGACUCUGAUGGGUCAGGAAACGCUCCCCGUGAUGGCGUGGUUGGCUGAAAUAAAAGUGUGUUGCUCU